Molecule: messenger RNA, 2283 nt
Organism: Spodoptera exigua (beet armyworm)
Lineage: Eukaryota; Metazoa; Arthropoda; Insecta; Lepidoptera; Noctuidae
Source: the annotation of a GenBank genome assembly
AUGGACUAUAAGUACUGGACGACAUGGAUGAGAAUCGCGUGCAUACCACUCGCGCUGCUCACCACCACGGUGGCAGACUUCACGACAGAGUGCCAGAGGCCUUGCGACUGCAGAUGGCAGUCCGGAAACAAAGCCGCUAUCUGUUCUAACUCUAGUUUAAAAAUUAUUCCCGCAAACUUGAGCAACGACAUACAAAUACUAGACCUCUCUAACAAUAAUCUACAACAAUUACAUCAAGAAGCAUUCAAAAAAGUAGGGCUAAGUAACCUCAAAAAACUGUUCCUCAAAGAGUGCAACAUCGAAGUUGUUCAUAAAACUGCGUUCGUUACUCUCGCAAUCAUGAUCGAACUAGAUUUAUCGAAGAACAGAAUCAGAUCACUGCACCCCGAUACGUUCAAAGGCACAGAGAAGCUGAGAUUAAUAAACUUAAGUAACAACUUCAUCGACAAGUUGGACGACGGCAUAUUUCGCAAUUUGAAGUUUCUUCAGAAAGUAGAGGCGAGCAACAAUAGGAUACACCGUAUAGGAACUAAGGCGUUCGUCAACUUGCCGCAGUUGAAAAUAUUGCGUUUCAAUGGGAAUAAUUUGAGUCAUAUGAAGCCGGAAACUUUGAUGGGGCUGAGAAACUUGUCCGGGUUAGAUUUACACAACAAUCCAUGGCGUUGCGACUGCAAUCUUCAAACGUUUCGGGACUGGGUGAUCAGUCACAACCUUUACACCCCUCCCACGUCGUGUGCCGAACCGCCAUCCGUACAAGACAAACUUUGGAAUGAAUUAGAUUCGUCGAACUUCGCGUGCCGGCCGACAAUACUCGAGCCGGUGCCAGACGCAACGGUGAAAAGUUACGAUGAAAACGUGACUCUGACUUGCAAAGUAGUGGGGAAUCCACCACCUGAAGUCGGUUGGCGAUUUAAUGGGAAGACUAUUGAGAUGAAGGCUUUUGGAGAGAUAAGGUACACGGUAGCUGAGAAUACUAUGGAUUUGAUACGAUGGGUGAAUCUAACUAUAAUAUAUGCGAGGUAUAGCGAUAGAGGGAACUAUACGUGUGUUGCUGAGAAUCCCGGGGGUCGUGAUGAGAAAACAUUGACUCUUGUGCUUUCAAGAUACGGAGGGGUUGGUACCAUAGCUGGCAUGGACACCGAUUCCUUUGCAAUUUUAGUUGGCUGUCUAACAGCUAUAGUUAUAAUUUUCGGAGCUGCGUUAGUAGUCUGUUACUUUACUACCCAAAACAAUGAAAUUAAAAGACUGAUUAAGAACGACACUCGUUCUUCCAAUGGGGACGUGUUAAUAGAGGCGUCAGAAGCUUCUGAACCUGAGAAGGCGAUGAAGAUGGAGGUGAAUCCUGUGUCGAAGCCGCCGCGGAAGUAUGAGGCACCUCAAUCCUUCACUAGUGAAGCAACAGAGAUGUCGGAACUGAAUAGGACCUUAUUAGACAACGAAUCUGUUUUAGCAUCUACUGAAGACAACAGUCGGCAUCAAGAAGUGGAACUUCCGAAAAUAUCCCAUGAGGCUUUACUCAUGGACCGCCUAGCUCAAGAGCAUCAAGCGUACCCUCCAGACCUCCUUGCAUUCCCUCUUAGGGGGACCCAAGUCUCUCCUGCAGGUGGAACUUCCCAAGACACAGAAAGUCCAAUCAAAUCACCAGUUUACGGGGUGACUGCUGUCAAUCCAGCCAUCUAUGGCAGGUUUCAAGGUCAAAACUUCCAGGGAUCAAUACCCCUUAUCAGUUCUAAGGGAUACGUUACCUUACCUAGAAGACCUAGAAUGGUUCCUGAUAACAGUCUUCGUCCACAAGUGUUCUCAACUCUGAAUGGUGUGAUACCAUACUAUGACACUUUUAAUAUGAGGUUCUUCAACCAUGGUGGUAACUAUUACAGUUUGAAUAAAAGUGAGAUAGAUUUGGGUCCUAUGGGGAAGAUGCCUUCGUACCCUGAUGAUGAGGAGCCAGCCCCGUCUCCUGCACCAGGAACUCCUCAUGCAACGAUACCAAGGAACAGCUUGAGUUCUCCAAACAUUCACAAUCAGCUGCUGACUUUGCAGGCUAUGUCGGCGAAUCAGUUCAUCAAGUCAGAACAAAGGCCUUUAAAAGUGACCCUAGCAGAAAAUGAGGGUCUUCUAAGAAACUGUGAGUUUAGAUCGGGUUAUUCAGUGAACGUUGUUAGUGGAACCUUAGGAAGGUCCAGGACUGCUCCCAAGCCUCCCCCUAAGCCGCGAAAGAAAAAUUCUUGUGAAGUGAAAGAACCAUUUUUGAUGAACGCUGGUGAAAAUGCCACCCAAGUGUAG